UGCAUCACGAAGCCGUCACGAUCAAAUUUCUCCCGCAGCCAUGGCCUACGACAGCAUUCUGAUGAAUUAGCUGGCUAGGUUACAACUUGUCGCCAGUUAUGAAUUAAAAACAUAUGCCCCUCCGAACAUAAAGAGCGCAUAUGAGCACACUCUUGAGUUUAUCUGCGCCCGCAUGUCAUAUAAGAUGGCUCUCCAGCAGCAGAAACUGGUUGUCUUAGCCGCCUGCAUUCUUGGCUUAAGUACGGCCUUCAUCUGGUCCCGAUAUUACAAAAGCGCAGCAUUCGAACGGCCAUUCCAUUUUUCCAUCUUAACCCUCCUCUUCUCCGGCCUCGCCUUGUCCUCGUAUGCAAAGUAUAUACUUCGAUCCGAACCGAGCUACGCGCCGUUGACCAAUGGUGCUGGGAAUGCUUCAGCCAAAUCUCUCUUCGUCGAUAUCCUGAGAUACCCACUUCGACUUCGAUCACAAUCUCCGUCCUUUGCUCUGCUGCUAUUCUGUGUGGUCGCCCGUACCAUCUUGUAUUGGAGGACCAUUCGCACCAUCCACUGUUCGUGGGAUGGACUUCAGGCUUUUCUUCCUUUCCUCCUUAUCGUCUAUGAUAUCGCCGAACUGCGGCCCCUAAACCUACCGAGACACGAACACGAUACACAUGGCCGAAAUACGAGCGCUUCAUCUACCCUCGCGAAAUAUGGGUUGAUUGCGCUACUCUGGGGCUUGGCCGCAACCGAUACUUUUCUACUUUCCGAGCGCACGACUGGCGCGAUCUGCCCUGCCGGAACCUAUAUCGAGCGCUUGAUACCUCUCGCCCAACUUCUCACACUAGCUCUCGAUGGCGUCUUCAUGUCACAGAUCGGGAAGCUUAGGCAGGGAACCGAAGGACAGUCAAAGACGUGGCAUUUCUUGGGCACCCUGUUUCUGACCUCGGCAGCCGUAUUAACCUUCUUGGCUGUCUGGUCAUCGGUCGACCGAGCCAACUUCCAAUGGAAUGUCUUUCUCACCUGGCUCGCCAUCGGCGACCUGAUCGUUGAUAGUAUCGUCGUAACAACGGGCAUAAUCGCCGCCACAUAUCUCCUUGGAUAUUUCCAUCCCUUAUUUGUGAGCUUGUUGCUUACGGCACCGAGUAUCUUCGUCUACCUGCAAUGGAGAAUUAUGGACGGAACUAUGAUCAGGGUCUGGUCUAAUUGGUGGGGUCUCAUCACUGGUGUUUGGCUAUUUGUAGGAGCAAGCCUUCUAUUGCACUUCGGCAAGACUGCCAAUUUUCAGCUUCGCUUUUCCGGCGAAGGCGCCAUCACAAGGAAUCGAUACGGUUUCUGCGCUCUGGUUGCCUUCAUUAUCGUCUUCGCCCAGACGAUCUUUGUGAGCCCUGGUGGGUUCAGGCCUACUCCCACCCAAAUUAUUUCCGACGCCAGAAGCGAGUCGGAUGACUGGAUAUAUAGAGCUGGGAAGAGCAAAUCUCUCCCAGAAGCUGUCUCGGAAUACAGAGAACGCUACGGGAUACCGCCGCCUCCUAAUUUCGAUAAGUGGUAUCAUUUCGCAACGUCGGUAAAAUCCCCUGUUAUCGAUACAUUCGACCAGAUUCACGCAGACCUCCUUCCAUACUGGGGUACCCUACCGUCUGUCCUGCGACAGAGGACAACUCACUUACUCGAGCACCCGUCUCUUUCCAUGGGUGGUAUCAUCCUCGAAGGUGGCAAGGUUGACGUAUCUCCACAUAUCCUCGGCACUCAUAGGUGGAUGAUGGACGUUACCAAGGACAUGCUUGAACCUUUUGCCCAGUGGCUACCUGAUAUGCAGCUCGCCUUCAACCUCGACGACGAAUGUCGUAUAUCGAUUCCGCUCGACCGUAUGAAAGCCUAUACAGAGGAAGGGCUUAGAGCUAGGGCAAGGUUGGGCGCGAAACAGGAGCUGUUCCCGUUCAGUGAUAUGCAGGAGCCGCCUUGGGUAAAAGACUACCUGAAUGCGGACGAGAAGAUCUGGAAUGAAAGAUCACCGUGGUUCUUGGAUAGGUCCAAGCGUCAGAUCUUCUAUGAGUGGAUCUCGCCAACAUGUCCAGCUGAAUCUCCGGUGAACAAGUACCGCUGGUGGAACAAGAAGGCAGAGUGUCUCGGUUGUUCUGCUCCGCAUAUGACACACGGAUUUGUAUCAAAUUGGACGUUAUCUGGCGACCUAUGCCAUCAGCCUGAUCUUGCGUAUUUGCACGGCGUCCUUUUGUCGCCGUCUGCCAUGGCUCCUUCUCACACGCUGUUUCCCGUCUUCAGCCAGAGUCGAUUAUACAACUUCGCUGACAUACUGUAUCCGAGCCCUUGGAACUUCGGCGAGAAGGUAGAGAUCGAAAACAACAAGAGUAUACCUUGGGAUCAAAAACUAAAUAGCGUAUAUUGGCGUGGCGCUUCUUCGGAUGGCUAUGCUGUCCACGGCUCCUGGCAGACGUUCUUGAGGGCUAGGUUUGUUAAUAUGGCUGCGAAAGCCAAACUAUCUGUUAGGGCCAAAUCUCUCUUCAGCCUCAUGUAUUCUCGAAGAGAUAUUCUUUCCUCGUUACGAUCCACCUCGACAACCACUCCCACACAAACAACAACACCAACGGAAGAUCACAUUACCGUGAAUGCCUCAUUCGUUGGCAAAUUUAACCGUUGCGACGACCGCGACUGCACCGCCGAGCACAUCACCUUCUAUGGCUCGGCCACCGCCGAACCACCUCCUUCGCUCGAUUUUCAAGAGCACUGGCGUCAUCGCCACCUUAUCGACCUCGACGGUGCCGCCUUCAGCGGCCGCUUCCUACCAUUCCUUAAGUCUGGAUCUUUACCAUACCGCGCCGCGCUCUUCCGCACGUGGUGGGAGGAACGUGUCCACGCAUGGAGGCACUUCGUGCCGCUCGACGUGCGGCUCGGCGACCUGUGGAACGCCGUGAACUACCUGGGCGGGCCGGGUCUGUCCGAGGCAGACGAGAUCGCGCAGGCUGGCCGUGACUGGGCCCAGCAGUCGCUCCGGAAAGAAGACAUGCAGGUCUACAUGUUCCGUCUACUGCUCGAGUGGGGGCGUCUUGUGGAUGAUCGCAGAGAAGAUCUUGGUUUCGUCCUCUAAAAAGGGCAGGUCCAAAGUUAUAAUAAUAAUAACGAAAGGCCAGUUACACCUUCGACGGGAAUUAUACACAUACUAGGUACUGUACAUACAUAUACACAUACACGGAUAGAUGGAUGGGCAGGCAUAUGGGUAU
Messenger RNA from Annulohypoxylon truncatum, 3212 nucleotides. RefSeq names its product glycosyltransferase family 90 protein. NCBI's taxonomy places the organism in Eukaryota, Fungi, Ascomycota, Sordariomycetes, Xylariales, Hypoxylaceae. The coding region runs from base 173 to 3079 and encodes 968 amino acids. The transcript is spliced from 4 exons. The record is from RefSeq and is a predicted model, not a curated record.